Molecule: messenger RNA, 11660 nt
Organism: Malaya genurostris
Lineage: Eukaryota; Metazoa; Arthropoda; Insecta; Diptera; Culicidae
Gene: skd
Product: mediator of RNA polymerase II transcription subunit 13
Exons: 14
Coding region: 1642-9348 (2568 amino acids)
Biological process (GO): regulation of transcription by RNA polymerase II
Cellular component (GO): mediator complex
Molecular function (GO): transcription coregulator activity
Source: RefSeq, a predicted model, not a curated record
GAGAUCGGGUGUGUGCUUAGUCAUUUCGCUCUGCUUCCUUAGAAGCUUGUAUAGAGUUUUUGGAAAGGAUGGCUGUUAUUCAGUCACACGUACACAUGCAGACCGCUUACUGGUUGAUUAGUGUUGCAUGCACAGUCUUCGCUUAGCAUUUUGUGCAAUUUCUGUGUGUCAAGCUUCCUAUUUUCGCGUUUGAAAUCGAUAAAAGUGGUGAAAGUGCGCGUUGCUCCGAAGUGCGUCCAUUAAAAAAAAGUGCAAUAUCUUUACUAGACCCCCUCCCCCACAGUGAGUCGGUUGGAUCGGUGCGGAUUUUGUCGUUGGAGAAAAAGAGAGGUUGAUUGCUAAGCAUAGAUGUACUGUUUUAAUGAGUUGUGUGCGAUACUAUCGCAUCAUCUAAGUAGCAGCAUUUUCAUUGAGUAGAUGAACUCAGCCACUGCCAGUGGGUCCAGAGUGUGAAAGAGAAACAAUAAACAUCGGUCGUAUAGGAACAGCGGACGAGCGGUUUUACGCACCAACACACCUGUGUGUUGAGUUUGCUUGCUGUACAUUACAUUGUUGCCAUAUCGUUUGCGCGACAAGCGACCGAGAUACGGAAGAUCGACUGCCUUGAGCGGGCGGCGUAUUGUGAGAAUGUUCGCCAGACUAUCGCCAGCAGUGCAGGCAGACAGAAACAGGGGUGGAACAGUGUUGGUGAGAUCACCGUCGCACAGGCUGUAAGAGAGCAAAUAAGGCAAAAAAAGAGACACAGCACCGUGAGCGAGAUCGAGAUCUCGGACUUAACAUACUUUCUAAAUAUAAUUGACUCUCGACGUGGGAAUCGAACGGACGGAUUAUUUUUGCGUCCUCGCAGCAAGAAAAGAAGUGAAGUUUUUUCUUGAUCUGUAUAGCCUGGCCCUUGAUUAACGCAGGGCUGUACCAGGUGAAGUGUGUUGAGUAAAGUUUCAGAUACGAAUUCGGAAUGUUGACCGAGUGGUGAAAGUGUGACUGUGGCUUACUUUGAAAAAGUUUUUCCUCAAAAAGUGUCGAGAAAAGGGAAAAUUCUGGUUUUCUUCGCUCGCCCGUAUCUGUGUAUGCGUGCGUACACCGCGAAAAAGUGCAUAAAGAUACACGGUCCAAGACUAGCCGCUGGAUGUAUAGGGCUUUCGUAGUCGCAUGUAUGCGUGUAAAUUUUGCAAAUGUCAAAUAUGACAACAGUGUUUCAGCUUGUUUUCGAUGUCCGCCAUUUUCUGCCGUCUCUAUUGGAUGGUGAAAAUUUGCUAUCAAGCAAGUGAAGUUUACUGUGGUGAAUAAGUGCCGCCAGUGUGGGAGGCAGUUUGCUUCACUAGUGUGACGAAGAAUAGAAAUAAAUCGUAGUAGAGUGAAUUAUCUUCCACCAGUCUGCUGGGAAGUGAAUUUGCUAUCGAGAAGGGAAUAGCUAAUGUAGGAAGGAAGUAGUGCAAAGAGUACAUCGAAUACAGAGCAGAAGCUGCAGUGGUAUAUGUGCGUUUUGUGUGCAGUACGGGAGCUUAUAGUUGUGCGCCAAAUGUAUCAGAAGAAACCUAGCGCAAUAUUACCCAUACAGUAAAUUUGCUUUUCGUAACCGAAGCAGCUUAGUGUAGAAAUUGUUUUUACCUCUCUAGUGAAAAUGUUAAGAAUAACACAACCAUGACGCACCAGAAUCACCAAACUAACGGCGCAAGUUUGGAAGAUUGCCACACAAACUUUUUCGCCUUGAAUGAUUUGUGCGGUAUAAAAUGGCGUAAGUUGGCCCAAGGUGAACGGCCGAAUGCGUCGAGCUACCCACUGGACGACCCGGUGCUCCGAUCCUACUCCAAAUGUCUCGAGGUGGAUAUUCUGUGCGUGUGGCGCCGGGUAGCCGCCCCAAAACCGGCCGAACAGGAUCAGAAUGUGUUCGAGAUGAGCAUACCGGGACCGGUGACGGGUGGCUCGGUGAUUCAUCCGCCGCUCUCGCUGACCGCCGCCAAGGAACUGUGGAUCUUCUGGUACGGCGAGGAACCGGACCUAACCGAUCUGGUCGAUCCGGAUCUGCUCAAGUCUUCCGAAGGCGACAAAGGCUCCUGGGAGGCUGGUCUAUCAUACGAAUGUCGGUCGCUGCUGUUCAAGGCGUUGCAUAAUCUCAUAGAACGAUGUUUACUGUCGCGGGAUGUCGUGCGUUUAGGCAGGUGGUUCGUACAGCCAAGCUCCAACAGCGAACGAGUGUUUGGCAAGAGCUCGCUCCAUCUCUCGUUCUCGUUCGCCUUCUUUGUCCAUGGCGAUAGCACGGUAUGUGCCUCGAUGGAUAUUCGGGAACAUCCCCCCGUGCGACCGCUGAUGAUCAAACAUCUGGAGGAGGCCCAGGCCCAGCAGGGCAGUAAUCGCAAUAGCGAGGUGAAACCCCGUUCCGUCAUUCUGGCACCGUUUGGACUUGCUGCAACGCUUACCGGUCAAAGCUUCAAGACCAGUGAUCCACAGACGCAAAAAGUUCUCGAUGACUGGAGCGCCUUCUAUCCGAUCUCGAACAAGAAUGUUAACUUUUCCGACAGUGCCGAUACGGUGCCACCCAUCGUAGAGAUCAUGACGGGUGGAAUUAAAAUGCGCUACCCGUCCAAGUAUGUCCUCGUGACGGACAUUGACGAUUGGUCACCACCGCCCGCCACCAACGGAUCCAUCCAGUCACCGUCGAAUGCCACCAAAACAGCACCGCAGCCGGGAGCUGCUCCCCUCGUCGCCACCGAUUCCAGUUCACCAAUGAACACUAACCCGCUGGGAGCGCUGAGUCCAAUGCACGUUGCCACCAGCAAUAAUACCAACGGCAACGGCACCAGCACGAACAACAAUCGAGACACCAGGCCGUCCAUGAACCCACCGUUAACCGUGCCGGAAUCGCCCUCGAAUGACCUCGGUAACCAAAACAGUAUGUCCUCCGCCAUCGUUAAUAAUUCGGCCGCCAUUCUGCUUCCGGAGCGUGUCUGGCAGGAUUGUAUAAUGCAUGCGACACCGCCCGUCGUUCCACCGCCCCAGCAGUCGCCAGGGUUGGCGAAUUGCGAUGUCACGGGUGUGGUCACGAUUAAGUCGGAACCGACGGAUCCCUCGUCCGCAACCGGUAGCAACAACAAUGACAACAGUAUGUCAGCUACGCUCGAUGGGAAUGCCAACUCCGUGUGGGAGAUUACCGACCCCGCACUGAAGGUGCCCUGUUCGUGUAUCAAGUGUAGGAAACUGUCCGGCACCGGUGGUGGACGAUUGCACGGUGGCGGCUGCACUGCUGCUUCCCAUCGUAACUCCGGUUCUGCUCCUGGCAGCGAUUCCAGUGUUGGGGCCAGCGGCGGCUUCCCUGGUAAGGCCAGCAGCGGUGCCGGUCGUGCAGAAAAACCAUCCCGACCGCAUCGAAUACCGUUCCAUCGGAGACCAUCCCCGGAGCUCCUGUACCAUUCCCCCGCACAUUCCUCACAAGUGGUUGGUGCUGCCCUGGCUACUGCUGUUGCUGCCCGUAGUAGCCCCGACUACUGUCUUCUUGAUUCCACUCAAAGAUCAAACCAAAAUUGCGGUGCCGGUGGGAGUACGCCAUACGGAGGUCCGCCGUCUUACUGUCGGAAUCCGCUCUCCAUCGGCGAUUCACAUCCGCUGCCAUCGGAAGGUUCACCCGCCAGUGCAGCGCCAUCCCCGAUGCAACCUUCAUCGGUUUCUCAACCGACGUCGGUCGGUCCGUCCGGAGAUCAGCUUAUAACUAUGUCACCGCAUCCACCCACCUCCAACAACCCUCGGAGCGUCCAGCCCGGAACACCGUGUUUGGAUCAUCUGGACAAGAACACGCCGGCACCGACGCCAACCGAUCAGCACGAUAGUAAAAGUAUUACUGCUUCGCCGUACAACACUCCAUCUCAUCCGGGUGGGGUUAUGAGCGUGGAAGCUCCGUUCUCACAGCAGUCUCAACAGCAGCAGCAUCAACAACAACAACAGCAACAACAACAUCAGCAGCAACACCAACAACUGCAACAGCAGCAGCAAUCAUCACAGCAGCUUGUAAGUAACAAUCUAAGCAGUACCAGCAGUAGCAGUAGUGGAGGGACCACCAACAGCAGCCCCGGUAAUCUACCGAGUCAUGGUAUGAUGGGUAUGCGAUUGAAAUCCGAGGGCGCACUGGGAAUCAUGGGUGACGCUAUAAUGCUGGGAACCAGCCCAAGUAUCUACAGCAGUUUGAAUCCAAUCGUCAAUCAAAAUCAAAUCAACAAAAAGGAAGCAAUGUUGCAGAUAUUGCAGUCGCUGAAAAGGCCUUCCCUGUCUUCGCGGGACUAUGAAGGUAUGCUGGGUGAGGAAAGUCCCAGUACGUCACAUCUUCUGUACGAUUAUUCGGCGAUCGAUGCCUGGAUGAACCAUCCGGUGAAGCGAUACCGACCAAAUGAGGAUUCAAAGUUGGCUCAACAAAUUCGAAACUUGGAUCUCUACGCCGACCAGAAGAAUCACUCGGAAAAGUAUUUGCAAUCACUGCAGAAUGCCGGUUCCGAGGGAGGACCAGGAUCUAUGGGCGGCGGUGGUGGUAUUCGACCAGACCAACAGGAUCCACUGGCCCUACCGGAAGAUGUUAAACCAAGUUUGUUGAACGAGAAUCAGAUUAAAACCGAAAUAGGCUGCGACCGAAGUGACGGCGAUAGUCAAAUUUUGGGGGCUCAUGAGAUCAAGAAGGAGAAAGAGGACAAGGAUGAUAGCUUGUUUACGGAGCAAGGUUUGCAACCGGCGCUGGACGAUUUGGAUCAGUUGUUCGACGACAGUACAAACUAUCCUGACGAUUCGGAUAUUCACGCAAAUACAAGCCCUGCUUCGAACAAAAGUGGCGGUGGUUGCCUAGAGGAUAUCAAACGAUUCACUGGACCAGGAAACACGGUCCAUACGGGAAUAUUGAGUCCCAAGGAGUUGUCGCAGAUGUUCCCGACCCCACCCAGUUUAGAACAUCACCCAAACUCAAGCCCAGGAGGUGGUGGCUGUCUAUCCGACGGCAUUGUGAUAGACACCAUGGUCGAGGCGGCAACGGUUCCAAUUCUCGGUAGCCCCCAGGAGGAACCAAUCGAAGACUGGUCCUACGUGUUCGUUCCUCCGCCCAUCUGUACGUACGUUGGAUCAUCGAAAUAUGCUCCUCUCCAGCAGCUUCCAAGUCAACUGAUGCAACCUCAGGUCGCCCUUCCAAUGAAUUGCUUCUACAAAUCGUCCUCGCAGCUGAGGAAGGAGAAACAGGAACGUGAAAAAUUCAUGAAGUUACGGGAACUUCAAGAGCAGCAGGAAACCCAUCAGCAACAGCAGGCACAGUUGGAAAAUAUCUCACCGAACGCUUGUGCAAUCACUAAUAGCUUGCUGAAGCAUGAACCAUCACUGACCGUACCGCAACCUCUCAGCACUCCAAAUUCGCUCAAUCUCAACGGAGCUGGCCAUCCGUACUCAAAUCCACCGUCGCAGGGCGGUCAAUCACAGCCCCUUUCGAGACCUCCGUCGGUGAAUUCUCUGCCCGGCGGUAUGAUGAGCUCGGGAGGUAGUUUAAUGAGCCCGUCGCCGAUGAACAACGGACCUCUGAGUAACAACAUGUUCCACCCUGGAAUGGGAAUUAACAUUCCCCUGCGACAAGGAAUGUCUCCGAUAUCUCCUGCUACUCCCGGUGGUGGUAGCGCUGCCGGAGGUAAUUCAAUGCGUGUUCCAACUCCACAAGGAUCCUGUCCUCUGCCGUACCCUUCACCGAUCGGAGCCAGUGGAGGAUCUCUGUCUAUCAUCCCGGGAAGCCCGAAUCCUCUGAACCAGAUGAACUUCCGACGGACACCGAUUCUUCCUCCACCUCCGUACGAUGUGGCCGUGGCUUCGCCAGCUACCUCCACCACUUCAUCCUAUCACAACAAACAGUUCGGGAUGGAGGAUGGUCCUCAAACGCCAUUCGCCGGUGCAGGAGUGAACGCCUCGUUACAAAGGAUAGCCAUCGAGACCAACGCUUUGCUGGUCAACGUUUUACUGUACGAUACAUCGCUCAACAUCUUUCGCGAUCAUAACUUCAACAGCUGCACCCUGUGCGUAUGUAAUGCUGGUCCCAAAUGUGUUGGCAACAUUCGUGGAGCGGACUCCGGUCCAUACUUGCCACUGCCGGGGACAAGCUUCAUAGGAGUCACCAAGAACGGACUGACCAGUGGCAGUAGCAGCGAACGAGAAGCCAAAUCUACGCCUUCCUCAGUGUCACAAUUUAAUGGGAACAAUCACAACAAUAACGGUGCCUUUGGAAUGUUGGAUUCGCCAGCCAAUAACGGACCAAACUCUUCCGGAAUAGUGGCCAUCAAUACAAACAGCCUACAGAACGGAUACAUGGAUGAGGAUCCGAUCAAGUGUACGUGCGGUUUCAGUGCCCUGAUGAACAGAAAGCUGGCGCAUCGGGCGGGGCUUUUCUACGAGGACGAACUGGAGAUUACCGGUAUGGCAGAAGAUCCGGCGACGAAGAAGAAAAAAUCACUGCUUGAGUUCCUGCUAGGCAAGGGUGACUACAGCAGUGGAGUGAACUGUGAUAUUUCACCGCUGCCGCUCCGGAUCAUGGAUCUUCUGCGGGAGCACUGUGCCGUCAUUCAGAAUUCAAGCAAUUCUAUCCACCGGGCGGUUGCCCGGUUCCGAAGUGCAAUCAACGUCAAAAGCUCCACCAGCGCGUCCGUACACAUGUUGGAAUACAGCGAUGCCAAUGAGGUCAUCAGUUUAGCGUUAGAACAAAGCCGACUGCAAGCGAUCAACGAGAACAAAUACGAAGAUUCUACAUUGAUGAAAUCCGGACUGCUCCGGGGUGUUAUGAACGUCCAUAAAUGGCCAUAUCUACGGGCUGGCGGUCCCAAGAGCAAUCAGGAUAUUGUGCGAAUAAUGAAAUCUAUGCAACCACUCCUCCAGGAUGCCUUCCACAAAAAGUGUACCACCCGGUUGUGGGAUGCUCCAUACACGAUACAGGGACCGCUCACCUGGCGGCAGUUCCAUCGACUCGCCGGACGAGGCACAGGCCAGUGCGAACCCCAACCGGUUCCGUCGUUGGUCGUUGGUUACGAAAAGGACUGGCUGUCGCUUUCCCCGUACGCUAUCCAGUAUUGGGACAAACUACUUCUCGAACCGUACUCCUAUCCUCGGGACAUCGCCUACGUCGUGGUGCUUCCGGAUAACGAUCAUAUUGUGUCUAAAGUUAAAACUUACUUCAAAGAACUUAGUACAACGUACGAAAUGUGCAAGCUAGGCCGUCACAAUCCUAUCAAAGGUUGGGAUGGAAUACUGCGGGUUGGCUCGAAUCGAGUUCUCAAAGAAACGCAAAACUCCAGCAUGGACGAAUGGUUCACCAGUUUGGGUGACACUCGGUUGAGUGAGCUGCUGAAACUGUAUGCCCAGACGUGUCAACAGCAGCUGGCUCCGUACCUGUCGAAAGUGCCCUCGGACAAAAGUUUGCUGGAUCCACCGGAGAAUCAUAACGUUUCGUCUGCAUCGCAUGCUGCUGCACUUGCCUUAGCGCAGGCUAGUUCCACCCCCAAUCGGGAUGCUCCCAACCAAAGUCCGAUGCCUCCACCACCACCAAGUACGCCGGAUCCUACGCAACCCGGUGACAAGGCACCAAGUACGCCAAAAUCCGAAAACGACACCGAAAGUCGUGACAAUCUGAAUACGUCCUCGUCGAGUCCGGCCGACCGAAUGCAACACGACGACGAUGGCAAAGAACCGCCACAUAUCGUGCUGUACAUGGUAGAACCAUUCACCUGCGGAACAGAUUCGACUGAAAUCGAGCGACUGGCCUGCUUAUCGUUGCUGCGAUGCUACUCGAACAUACUGAACACGGUUCCGGAUUCCAUCCGAGCCAAUAUCAGUGUACAGCUUAUAUCGCUGGAAAGCAUUCUCGAGUUGGGACGAAGUCGAAAUCGGUUGAGGUUAAGCGACCACAUGCGCUGCCAGGCACUGAGUAUAUUCUCUCAAAGUCGACGUUUUAUGCAGCACUUGAAUAAUGUCAAGAGCCUCACCGGGUUCGGCACAGCAGCCAAUGCCGAGCAGUUCAUGAAAAACAAGGAUGAAAAGAACCGGGCACCUUACAAACUGUACACCCCACCGUACGUGCUGGCAAAAUUGUGCGAAAAGAAGGAAAAUUCCGAAUCGUUCGGCCAAACGAGCAUCAAACAGCAAUGUUCGAUUAUGUACUGCAGUUACUGUCUUAGCGAAGAUCAGAGCUGGCUGCUGGCAGUGGCCACCGAUGAUCGAGGAGAGUUUCUGGAAACGGUGACGAUCAAUAUCGACAUUCCGAACCGAGUACGGCGAAAACGGGCUUCGGCCCGGCGGAUGGGUCUUCAGAAACUGAUGGAUUUCAUCCUGGGGCUUAUAUCGCAGACUGUCCAACCGUGGCGAAUUGUCAUUGGGCGUAUCGGUCGGAUUGGACACGGCGAGUUGAAAGGAUGGAGUUGGUUGCUUAGCAAGCAAAACCUGCAGAAGGCUUCCAAACACCUGAAGGAUAUCUGCGAGCAGUGCUCGCUGAUGCAUCCGGUGUCGGUUCCCAGUAUACUGAGUGCAUGUUUGGUUACACUGGAACCCGAUUCGGAGCUGAGGGUGAUGCCGGAUCAGUUCACACCGGACGAACGGUUCAGCCAGCUGUCGAUGCAGUCGCCACUUACUACCCCACAGGAUGUCACGUGUACGCAUAUCCUGGUAUUUCCGACCAGUGCGAGAACGCAGUCGGCCCAAUCGGCUUUCGUCGCCGAGCACAUCAACGAUGAGCUAGAGCUGACGCUUGGCGACGGUAACCUGGAGGAUUUGGGACUCGGCGAAGAUUGCGACGAGGACGGUAUCAAUGGCUUGGGAGAUCUGUUCGAUAAUUGGGACGAUUUACCAAUGCCACAGCAAAUACAGCAGGACUCGCGGCAAGGUAGCCCAAUUCAGUUUGAAGGGCAACGACAGAGUCCCGGUGACAGUGGUUCGAACUGCGCUCAGAAUCUCAACGGUUACACGACACAGGAAACCGAGGAUGUUGGUUCCCUUGCCCAGCAACCGAUGGCCAUCGGUUAUCUGGUAUCGACCGCACCGACCGGGCGAAUGCCGUCCUGGUUCUGGUCUUCCUGUCCGCAUCUGGAGAACGUCUGUCCGGUGUUCCUUCGGAUAGCGCUGCACCUGAACAGUUUCCAGAUUUUGCAGAAUAACGACGAUCCGAUGGCCCAGUCCCAGUCGACCACCGAGCACCCGUUGGACUCGAACAUGACGGCCGACGUGCUGCGCUUCGUACUGGAAGGUUAUAACGUACUCUCGUGGCUCGCCAUGGAUUCCAACACCCACGAUCGGUUGUCCUGUUUGCCCAUUCAUGUGCAAGUGCUGAUGCAGUUGUACCACAUGACCGCGGCGUUGGCGUAAGACAGCAACUCACACACAUACACACAUAUUAACACUCGGAACCGGUACUAUUAUGGAAGAAUGGUCGUUCUCUUUCUUUUCCCGCCUGUCUGUGAUAUUAGGGGUAUAGGAAACUGAUACAACAGUAAAGGUUAAUGGUUCACUAGAAUAGUGAGGGAUUGGUUCGAAUGCAACUGCGCAUCGAAGAUCAAAUACAGUUCUCCCUGGACAUUUGCUAAGCCAGCCAGGUUCGAUAUUACUGAAACACUCACGCGUAGUUUUAUUUUAGGUCAAGUGGAAAGUAUUUAUAAUGAUGCUGGAGGAUCAAAAUUUAGUAAGAAAUGUAAAUUAUUUGCAACGUAGCAUGUAAAUUUAUACAACAGCCAAGAUCUGGUUUUAAAAUUUAUUCUAAUUUAUGGCAUGCGUUUUUUUUAACAUCGAUUGUUAAGCUCUCGACAAUGACUGUAAGUAUUUUCGUUUUUCGUUUUGAUGAAUCACAGUGUAUGAGGGAAGCCAAAAGCUUUUAAACCUAGAGAAAAUUAAUAGGAUUGUCUGUCUGCAAGCAGUAUUGUUUUUUUUUUUUAUUAUUCAAUCGCUUUCAACGGAGACAUACCUUGUUUGCGUUGGGCCGGAUUUUUUUUUACCGAAUGUAACAAAAGGAGAUUAAACAAGAAAAAUCGUAGCGAAUGUUACAAUUUAUUGUAAAAUUAAUAGUAAUUGUAAAUACAACACAGCGAGACGUCAAUUGAGUAGCGAGAAGUUAUAGAACUAUAGUGGAAACAAUCUAGGAAAUCAUGUACAUUUUUAUCUAGCUAAUAAACUGAAAAUAGCUCCGAUCACUUGUACAUUUUUAGUCUACCCAGACGACAACAUGCAAUUUAGAAAAGCUCAUCGGAUUAGUGUUUUAAAAUGAAUUAAGUAGGUGAGACUCUUGUACGUGUUAGUUAAUAUGAAAAUCCAACAAAUGAAGCAGUUAUGGUUAGGACAAAUGGACAAACGACACUCAUCUAACGAGAUUGAACAAUGGAAGAAUCAUCCGUUCGGUGAAUUAUCACCAUUGUCAAGUAUGUACAUACUUCUGUAAAUAUGAUCUAAUGCUGUAGAGUGUAGGGUAUACUGCACUAAAGAAUUAUCCUAGGUCAAAGCUAAACCACAGGACUUUUGAACACACGACACGAGAAGAAAUGGAACAAUAUUUAUUUCAAUUCAUCUCUUUGCCCAUCCCCAAGAGAGACCAAAUCAUAAAAGCUCAUAUUAUAUAUAGUGAAAAUACAAACGCUAGACCGUAAGUGUAGUCAGAUAAGCCAGCAGUAACUCGACAAAGUAAGAAUGACACACACGUUAGAAGAAUCAUGUUCCCAUGAUUAACAAAUUAUUGAUUUUCCAAGAGGCAUUCUAAACACAUAAACUCACACUUACACACAAACACACUCACACUUCUACACAUUCACACACACACACACAAACACCGACCAGACCACAGUCGCGAAGCGAAAGGGGACAAAGAAAUCGAAUCAAAGAGAAAAUUACUUUUAAUUGCUAACUUAGUAAACGUGGUGUUUGAAUCCAUAGGUUUGUAACUAGUGAAAACAAAUAAAAAAAACUUUAUUAGCAAGUAUUAGAACAAGAAUGAGACAGAAUAUUAUUUGCUUCACUGACGGGUGAAAGCAAGUCAACUGAAAAGCUAGUGUAAUUGAGGACAUAAUAAAAGGAAUCAAGGAAUCAUCAACUUACUCGAAGGAGAGAGGUGAGUUCCGCCAGAAAACGGCUGUCCAUGUGUGAUUUGCAUGUUUUUGUUCUGGUCCCCUAUCCAGCCGGUGGGAUAAACAUGGUGAUCAUGGAUGGGUCGCGGCCGUGUAUAGACAAUGGAAUGAACGAAACCGGAGCAAAUAAGAGUAAGAAGCACGUUUCUGUCGUGGGGUUAGGCCAAAUUGUAAAAAAUGUUUCCACUGAUAAGCAGAAUUUUCCAUCUAAGUAAGAGAAUCACACACACCGAAAAAAAAACAUUAAAUACAAAAUCUAAACUAAGACAAAGUACCACUUAAAUGAAGUGAUGAUGAAAGUUAAAUGUACAUGUGAGUUAUUUAACAGAACAAUGAAUAAGUGAAAGCACGAGAUUGUGAGCGAAAGCGUUGAUUUUGACACGAAAGCCAGAACAGAAAAUGCAAACAAGAAUAUUAUUCGACAGAAACAAACAAAAAACUAUUAAUAUUAAUGAAUUGUAAUUGAUAUGAAUUAAUUACUAUACAUGAAUUAUAUAAACUAUUAAUACUUGUAUAUGUUAAGGUUUCGUUUACAAAAAAAUCAUGAAAAUAAAUGGAGCAUUAUUGAAA